GACACGUGAAAGCGAUCGUACAAAAUUUCAUGAGUCUUUUCGAGGUCACACAUAUGUAAGCACAGACAUACAUACAUAUGAGGUCGAGAUAAACAUUUACGAUUUAAGUAUAAAAUUGGGCUACAGUGGAUUAUGAGGAAUAAAAAAAGGUUGAUAAAAAAAUGAGGGAAAGAAUAUAGAAUGUGAAAGAUCAGAAGGAAAGAACAAAAAAAAAGAAAACACGAGGUCGAUGUAUAUCAAGAAGUGGGUCAAAGGGUCACAACUCAGAUAAUUAAUUUCUCAUGGAAGAAAGCGAUUUCCCUCUCGUUUAGUUGUACCAUUACCGAUCGGAUCAUAACUGGAAGUUGUGAUUCGAAAUGAAAACGUCUUUUCCUAUGAAAAUGUGUACGAGAAAGAGAGAAAGAAUAUGCAGGAUGAGAAACUGGGGAAAUAGAAAGAUGAACGACCGAUAGAAAUUCAUACGAAUUCUUCAAAUUGCGAAUUAUGAUUAUGUCAUAGAUAUAUAAAAUAAUUCCGUUUUAGAAAUAAUACAACUGCUAUCCAGUGAUCAUUCGAAAUUGCAGAUUCAAAGAAUCUGAUGUAAAAGCGUUGAAUGUAUUGGAAUUUUUAACCACGUUGUUUGCAUUUUGCCCAAUAUCUUAGUAAUCAUAUUCGAAUUUUAGAUGGGUCAUACGUAUAUCGUAUGCGAGACGAAACCAAAAGAACGGGUCCACUUGUCCAUUUACCAUGUUCACUUGUCCACUUGUAAUAGGUAUUCAUAAAACGUUUUUACAUAAGGCAUUGCGGUAUUAAAUUCUUUCGAAAUCAUUGAAGACCCUGAGCAAAUAACGAGAGAUUCGUUAUGUAAACUGUCUAUGAAUGCUUCGCCGAAAAAGAAAUUUUUUUAAUUAUUGUACGUCGAAAUCCUCUAAGUAAUUACAUUAAUUAUUGCAAAAAGAAAUAUUUUCUAUAAUAUAUCGAUACAAUCGAAAAUCGUUUGUCUGUUAAAAUUAAUCACGAUUUUGUAUAGACUACAAGAGUGAUCACAAUGAUCGAUAUACCAAGUUUCAUAGAUAUUGUAAUGGAAUAUUGGGUAUACGGAGUCUAGGUCUAGGACGUAACUUGUAACUUGUAUUUCACUAUAGUCGACGAAGCAGACUAAAUUUCACAAUUCUUAUAUUCACCAAAUCUCGCGUAGGUAUAUCUCUUAAUAGAGAUUCGAGGGCCAAUCUUUUACACGUAGACCACUGGAAUAACGGUCGAACAAAGUGAGAAAGAGAGAGAGAGAGAGAGAGAGAGAGAUAGAGAGAGAGAGAGAAAGAGAGAGAGAGAGAGAAGUAUCGAGGAGAAGGAGAGAAAGAAGAUGACUAGAGAAUCGUCUCACCGUUGAAUUACUCUCACCCGAGAGGCCCCAUCGCUUCUUCGUGGGGGCCCCACAUAUCCCCCUGCUUCUCCUGGGAGUAUAAAGGACCCUGUUCUACCAUCCACGAAGUCACAGAACCGAGCGGCAUCGUAGAAGCCGGCAUGAAUCCCUUGAUCGCGUGUAUAGUUAUCGGUUUGGCAGGGUUCGCCCUAGCCGAACCACCGAUCUCUUCCGGCUAUAGUUACAGUAGACCAAGUGGAAGUGGUGGUGGCGGCGGCUACUCUCUAGGUGGAGGAGGCGGUUAUUCGAGUGGUGGAGGUGGUGGAUACACUCAGGUAUCCACUGGCUACCAAACGAACGAAGGUGCUUCUGUUGACGGAGCCCUUCUCGAACAAAUCCGUCAGAUCCUUCUCAAGGAAGAACUCCAAGCCCAACAGACUGGAGGAUUCGGUGGUGGAGGAUAUGCACCCAGUUCGAGUUACGGUGCUCCAUCAUCACAAUAUGGAGUACCAAGUUCUAGCUACGGUGUACCCAGUUACCAAACUCGCGUCGUAGGCAUUGAUCUCGAAGGUAUUAGGCAAGCCAUUCAGGUAGCUCAAUUUAAUCAAGUUACACAUGGCGGUGGAUAUCCAAGUGGUCCUAGUGGAACUUAUGGAGUACCCAGCAGGCCAAGCGGCAGCUACGGUGCACCUUUCUAAAGCGGUCGUCGCCAAUAAAAAAGGAAGAGAGAGAGGUGAAAUAUAAAGCAGGAAAACAAAAGCGACUAUCUUUCGAGUUAAUAAUUUAAGAAUGAACAUAACGUCGUCUAUCAACAUCUUGAAGAUACACCAUUCAAUGAUAAUGAUAUUCAAAAGACUAAAAAAAAUUUGAAGAAGAAAGGAAAAAGAAAAGAUCUCGCAAAAUCGUUGACUAACGAAGAUUUCCAGGGGAAGCCUUCAUUCUAGAAUGCUCGAAAGAUCGUCGUGCGAAAGAAAGCUCGGUCGUCAUUAAUAUAUAGAAGAAAUAAUCGUCUUAGGAAGAUCAAGGAUCUUAUCGUUAUCAUCAUCGAACAACUAUCCGCGAGGAUUACGUUAUACCGCGCAUGCAACAUUUUUGACUUAGGUAAAAAUGAAAUAGAGAUCGUAUGUAUAUAUGUAUGUCGUCAAUACAAAAUAGAAUUUCAAAAAUACGAUAUAUAGUAGUAGUUAGUAGAGUAUAUAGAAGCAAAUUGACAUAAUCAAAAGAUCUCUACGAUCUUGCCUCGUUGAAGAUCAUAGAAAUCGCAGCUUUAAUAGGUCAGAAUAUUCGAAAAAGAAUUUUCUCGAAAGAAGAUUAGAACAAUUUAGAUCUCAAACGAACAAGGCACAUCAGACAAGAUGUUACAAUUCACAUCAAAAUUCACUUUUUUGUCGUCUUACAUGACAAUCAGAAUAAAAAAAAAGAAACUAAGGUGAGGAUAGGAAUAACAAAAUAAAAACGAAAACGGAGUAAACGCACAUCGUCAUGUGCCAAGAUAUAAGGACAAGAGUUCUUACUCAAUCAUAAGUGAACGGGAGAAGCAAGAGAAAAGGGCCAGAAAUAGCCGAAACCGAAGACGUGAUUGGUGCAUAUAUUGCGCCCUGUAAAUACAAUUUUAUAUUACUCUUUUAAAAUCGAAGUAUCCAUGACGCAACUCAAUGACCUCUUUCGAAUAUUUCGUUGGGAAUGAUAAGAGAAAAACGGAAUAGGGGUCGAGGUUAUGAGAUCUCGAAGAGAUUCCCUAACGAAACAUUAUCUUAGAAAAAAUAUUGGAAAAAUCACGGGCCAGAUAGCAAAAAAAUAAGAAAAAUAACGACGAAAUAUCGAUAAAGAAAAAUUUGACGUGCGACAUGGUCCUUCUCGAGCAACACGUAUCACACGAAGCCACGAAUACACACUAUUUUUCUACGUUUUUAAAUGCUAUUCUUUAACCACGCAUUUUUGUACUUGUAUAAAGGCUUUUUUAUAGAAAAAAAUAAAAAAACGUCGCCACCGUUAAAAAAGAA
Molecule: messenger RNA, 3345 nt
Organism: Vespa crabro (European hornet)
Lineage: Eukaryota; Metazoa; Arthropoda; Insecta; Hymenoptera; Vespidae
Product: glycine-rich cell wall structural protein 2
Exons: 2
Coding region: 1504-2040 (178 amino acids)
Source: RefSeq, a predicted model, not a curated record